AUGGAUGAACAACAAUCAACCGACAAGAAUGUUUCAGGGCAGUUAAGAGACCAAGUCACAUUCUACAAGGCUGCUGUGGAUGAAGCCUUCCAGAGUAAGACUGGACACCUGGACCUUUUCCUCCGCUUCCUUCUGGGUCUCUCAAUGGAGUCAAAUCAGAAGCGUUUACGAGGUCUACUGAAAGAGACCAGAAGCAGCUCACAGAGUCAUGAAGAAACAGUGAAGUACAUCAAGGAGAAGAUCAGGGAGAAUCCCUCUUCAGAGAGGUGCAUCAAUCUGUUCCACUGUCUGAAUGAACUGAAUGACCGUUCUCUAGUGGAGGAGAUCCAAAGAUACCUGAGUUCAGGAAGUGUCUCUGAAGAAGAACUGUCACCUGCACAGUGGUCAGCUCUGGUCUUUGUGUUACUGACUGCAGAAGAGGUGAUUGAUGUGUUUGACCUGAAGAAAUACUCCACAUCAGAGGAAGGUCUUCUGCUGUUGCUGCCAAAGAAAGGCUGUGCUUCUCUGGUCUCAGCUCUGAAGUCAAACCCCUCACACCUGAAAGAACUGGAUCUGAGUAACAAUGACCUGAAGGAUACAGGUGUGGAGCAUCUCACUGUUAUGCUGACGGAUCCACAAUGUAGACUGGAGACUCUGAGGCUGUCAGGCUGUCUGGUCACAGAGGAAGGCUGUGCUUCUCUGGUCUCAGCUCUGAAGUCAAACCCCUCACAUCUGAAAGAGCUGGAUCUGAGCUACAAUCAUCCAGGAGACUCAGGAGUCAGACUGCUCUCUGCUGGACUGGAGGAUCCACACUGGAGACUGGAGAAACUCAAUUUGGAUCAUGGUGGAGAGUGGAGGUUGAAAUCAGGACUGAAGAAAUAUGUCUGUGAUCUCACACUGGACCCAAACACAGUACACAGAAACUUUUCUCUGUCUGAGGAGAACAGGGAGGUGACAAGGAGGAGAGAGGAGCAGCCGUAUCCUGAUCACCCAGAGAGAUUUGAGGACUGGCCACAGGUGUUGUGUAGAGAGGGUCUGUCUGGACGCUGUUACUGGGAAGUAGAGUGGAGUGGGAGAGGGGCUGAUAUAGGAGUGACAUAUAAAGGAAUCAACAGGAAAGGAAGUUGUGAUGACUGUUGGCUUGGACACAAUGACAAUUCCUGGAGUCUGGUCUGUGAUGAUGACCGUUAUACUGCCUGUCACAAUUAUAAGACAACUAGACUACCUGUCACCUCCUCAGGCUCCCACAGAGUAGGAGUGUAUCUGGACUGGCCAGCCGGCACUCUGUCCUUCUACAGGGUCUCCUCUGACACUCUGACCCCCCUGUACAUGUUCAACACCACAUUCACUGAGCCCCUCUAUCCAGGGUUUUAUGUUUAUAACUCCUCAGUGUCUCUGUGUCAGAUGGUCCCAGUGUCAAAAACAACAUGAUGUUUCACUCUAAUCAUGGUCAUGUUCAGUAGGACAUAUCGUAGUAAAACACUGAGAAUAACUCUCUGUAGUGAGUAAAUAUAUCUUGAUUGUACUGACUAUAUUCCUAAGAGAGUCUGGCUGCAGGGCUUCACUGUGUCUCGCUUCUGCUUGCAAGCUGCACGCUCAGUCGAGCUCCGUUGUGGGUCGUUUAUG
Esox lucius (northern pike) is the source of this 1605-nucleotide messenger RNA. Its product is annotated as tripartite motif-containing protein 16-like. The record is from RefSeq and is a predicted model, not a curated record. Bases 1 to 1410 code for a protein of 469 amino acids. Gene Ontology annotation, molecular function: protein binding. The transcript is spliced from 5 exons. NCBI's taxonomy places the organism in Eukaryota, Metazoa, Chordata, Actinopteri, Esociformes, Esocidae.